CCUCUACAUGAAUCUGUACGAGGAGGUGGGGGAAGACGAGCCGUGGGCUGUGCAGAGAGUGGAAGGAUUGCCGAAAGCCUGCUUCGUCUUCAGCGCCAUCCGAAACGGGAGAAUUCACGUCAACGACCUGCUCCUGACCCUUCACACGCUGGGGAUCCUCGUGACCAGCACGGAGAUGCGGAAGGUGCUGAAGGCCAUCGACAUUGACGGUGAGCGGCCCCGCUCGUCUCGCUGGUUUUUCCCAGCCCCUCCCCCUGUGACCCGCUCUUCUCUGUUGCAGCAAACGGGAGCCUGACCUUCACCGAUUUCCUGGAAGCUUUGGAUGAGACCUCGCCCUUUGCCCAGACUGAGGGUGAGUGAGGGGGAAAGGAGGAGGAGACAGGGAGGCUAGAGAUAGAGCAGUGGGACAGAGCAGUGCAUUGCUUCUCUGUAAUUAUCCGUCCAUCCACCACAAUAA
Molecule: messenger RNA, 457 nt
Organism: Chrysemys picta bellii (western painted turtle)
Lineage: Eukaryota; Metazoa; Chordata; Testudines; Emydidae
Source: RefSeq, a predicted model, not a curated record